AUGAACUCUCUCCUGGCCUUCACCCUGCUGCUUGCUUUGGGCUUGGCCCCAGCUCACGGGAGCAUCCUGCAGCUGUACAAGAUGAUCAGCAAAGCAACAGGGAAGGAUGCUCUGCUGCAUUACUCCUUGUAUGGCUGCUACUGUGGUCUGGGGGGCAGAGGAACACCCAAGGAUGCCACAGACAGGUGCUGCCAGGUGCAUGAUCAGUGCUACAGCAACCUGCUGAAGAAGUACCACUGUGAUGCCAAGGUGCAGGAAUACCACUACAGAUGGCUCGGGGGUCUCCCUACCUGCAAGGAAGAAUCCUGGUGUGGGCACCACUCCUGCCAGUGCGACCGCAGCCUGGCGCUCUGCCUGCAGAGGAACAUCAAGAGCUACAGCGUCUGGUACCUCUUCUACAACAAGAAGAAGUGCCACUGA
This is a messenger RNA of Indicator indicator, 420 nucleotides long. RefSeq names its product basic phospholipase A2 sphenotoxin subunit B-like. The record is from RefSeq and is a predicted model, not a curated record. NCBI's taxonomy places the organism in Eukaryota, Metazoa, Chordata, Aves, Piciformes, Indicatoridae. Gene Ontology annotation, molecular function: calcium ion binding; phospholipid binding. Gene Ontology annotation, biological process: arachidonate secretion; phospholipid metabolic process; lipid catabolic process. The transcript is spliced from 4 exons. Bases 1 to 420 code for a protein of 139 amino acids.